ACUCGAUCAUACUAGUAUUAGUAUAGCACUAUAGCUCUUGCCCUGCCGCUACCGAGUCCGACGAUUUCCCGUCGCACACCCCUCCUUCACUCAACUGCAGUCUACUCUGCAACAGUUCCGCCGGAAUACACGAACCACAUUAAACAUCACUUUUAAUUUUUUGAAAUUCAUUUCACUCAUUUGCAGCAGGAAAAAUCUCCAAAACAAAAAGAACUUCAGCGAAGAAGUCGCAACAUUUAGCCUAGUAAUGGAGUUUCCUCCUUCCUCCACCGCCACACCAUCACACGACACCGUUUUCUACACCCUAUACCCCGAUUCACCCACCACCACCACCACCACCACAACCACCACUCUCCAAUCCCUCCACCUCCAAAUCCUCCAAUCCAUCUCCCCCUUCACCACCGACUACAUCUGGCAACACCAGCCCUUCAACCUCUCUAUCUCCCUUCCCCCAAACCCUACCUGUCAGUGCCCUUCCUCCUCAAACCUCCCUCACCUCCACGGCCACCUUCGCUACGGAGACAACCUCGACGAUGAAUGGUUCACCGUCUUCCUCCUCUUCCACAUCUCCACCCACUUCCCUUCCCUUUCAAUCCGCCUCUGGGACUCCGACGGCGAGUUUCUCCUCAUUGAAGCCGCCUUCCAUCUUCCUCGCUGGGUUAACCCUGAAACCUCUGAUAAUCGUAUAUUUCUCCGUAACGGCCAUAUCCACAUCAUCCCCCGUAGCAGUCUCCCUAAUCCCUCCCUAAUUGAUUCACUUAACUUCCUAUCCACCUCCGACUCCGAAUCGCGCGUCUCUGAGCCUGUUCAGACCGCUAUUAUGAACCGGAUUAAGGAUUACCCUAAUCAAGCAAGGAAAAACAUGCAUAAUGUUAGAGCUAGAGUUCCGGUGUCGGUUGCGAAGGUUCUUAAGCAUGAGCCGUGCUUGAUUUCUUUGGCAGUGGAGGGAUUCUACGACAGGGACAUUGAUGCAAUGAAAUUCGCGGCGAAGUUGGAGAAAUUCUUGGAGAAAGGGAGAGGGGAAGAGUUGGUUUGUGUUUCUGUGAAAAUGUCGAGGGCUAUGUAUGCACAGCUUGUUCAGCAAACUUUUCGGGCUCCAAAGGUUUAUUCGGAGCUCCCGAGUCGAGACAAGAGGGAGGAGUUUGCGGAGGCGGAGUUGGGGUUGAAGAUUACUUGUGGGAUGGAAAUGAUGUAUCAGCAACGGAAGCGUGAUGGGGUUGAAGGGAAGGGUUCUACUUGGGAAGCGUUUAUGCAGAGUUUGGAGAAAAGUGGUUACUUUCAAGGGCUGCUUCCGGGUUCUAGUGAGUAUCAGAGGUUGAUGCAGAAUGCUCAAGAGUAUUAUAGAAACACUUCUCUACACUCCAAGGCCAGUGACUUGAUGAGUGCUCCUGUUAGACGCAUAGAUGAAAUUCUUGCUUUACCAUAUUCGGUGGACGAAUUUAAAGGUCAGGAGGUUCCUCCAUCUGAUCCUGAUUAUUGGCUUUACAACGGAGAGGAAGAGUUAAAUUCUGCUCUUAAUGAAAGACAAAAGGAGAUGGAACUUUUUGACUUAAAACACAAAAAUAAAGGGAAAGGAAAAAAGGGUCAAGAUAAUGGUUCAAAUGCUGAUGAGUUUAAUCCUGGUGAUGUAGCAAAACUUAUGCGAGCAUUUGUUGACAAGGUGUCAAGUUUUGAGGGUGCUGAAGCUCCUGAAGACAGGAAUAAGGAAGUGGACCUUGAUGCGGAUCAAUUUUUCAAAGAGAUGGAAUCAGUAAUGAAUUGUUCAGGUGAAGCUGCCAACAGUAAUAUCGAAGAAGGAUCAUCAUCUGACCUGGACUUUGAUGACUCUGACGAGGAUGAAGGGGUUGAAUCUGCUGAGGAGAAUGAUGAUGAAGAGGAUUCUUUCACACAGGCUUAUUCUAAUGCUAUGGAUGAACAACUAAAGCCAACAACCCUUCCGAAAACUUUUGUCGGUGUUGAUAAAAUAAUUCCAAAGAAGGAUGAGGGAACAUCACAUGCUGCAGAAGAUAUGGAUGAGGACUUUUCUCCUAUAGAUGUGGAUGUAAAUUUAGUACAAAGCCUUCUUGAUUCCUUUUCUUCCCAACAAGGGCUUCCUGGUCCUGCAUCCAAUUUGCUUGGCCUCCUGGGGGUGCAGUUCCCACAAGAUGCAAAGAAGGGAAAGUGAGGCUAUGUUACUAGAAUUUUUGCCGAGGUUUCUAAAGUUGAUACAUUCUCAAACGAGGUAGUCUCCAGGUAAAGAGAUGUUGUGUAACCUGUUAGCGAGGAUCUUUUUUCUCCAGAUCACCUAGUCAGCAGAGAGCGUAUGAGAAUGACUAAUCUUGAGGUUGAAUUGCAGGAGGUGUUGGUGCUCGAUUUGUUAACAGUUUAUUUCCUUACCUUGUUUCAUGUAAAACAAGGGAUCCAAUAUAUAUAGCAAGUUAUUUGACUGUAUGUAUUACAAGUGGCAAGAGAGGCUUAGUAAAUUAGGAAAUAGGAUAACCUUAUAUUUCAAGUAUAUGUGAAUCAGAAGAAAUGGUAAUUAUUUUCAUUAUUACACACAAUUUGGGUUAUGGUCCAAAUGAAUUAAACCCUACUGAAGGGGUAUCUGCCAUGUACUGCUAGUGUUUACUUGCAAGAUCAUUAUUUCUAGGUUAAAUUUUAUAUUA
Messenger RNA from Vicia villosa (hairy vetch), 2645 nucleotides. RefSeq names its product protein ecdysoneless homolog. Bases 248 to 2164 code for a protein of 638 amino acids. Gene Ontology annotation, cellular component: nucleus. The record is from RefSeq and is a predicted model, not a curated record. The transcript is spliced from 5 exons. NCBI's taxonomy places the organism in Eukaryota, Viridiplantae, Streptophyta, Magnoliopsida, Fabales, Fabaceae.